Messenger RNA from Colossoma macropomum (tambaqui), 929 nucleotides. Its product is annotated as proline-rich protein 29-like. The coding region runs from base 261 to 842 and encodes 193 amino acids. The record is from RefSeq and is a predicted model, not a curated record. The transcript is spliced from 6 exons. Lineage: Eukaryota; Metazoa; Chordata; Actinopteri; Characiformes; Serrasalmidae.
CAGCCCUUUUUUCCCGCCCGUUUUCUGACAAACCCCACCUAUACAUGUAUAGACUAGAGCCUGUCAGUAUAUAUUAAUGCCCCGUGGUUAUGAACUAUGUGAGUUUUAACUAAUAGCCAAUCAGGACGCUAGAAAUUCCUACCAGUCGUAUCGCAGCAGGAUACGUUUGCCGGAAUACGGGUGGGAAAAAAACCCCGAAUCCCCUUCACCUGCGGACUGUCAGAACUGAACUCGAGUUUGGCCUACAAGCGGUAGCAGGAAUGGCGUGGACAGAGCCAACGCAGCCACAGUUUCAGUCGGACGACUGGUCAAACAUCAAAAUCGUUCAACAACCAGCUCCUCAGCCUGUAACACUUUUCCAGCAGCUCCCUGCAGCAGUGGCUUCACCUGUGCCCUCUGUACGCCCAGGACACAUCAGAGAGGACCUGGUGGAGUUGAUGAUGAUGCAGAAUGCGCAGAUGCACCAGGUCAUCAUGAACAACAUGACCAUGUCUGCUCUCAGUAUGUUCGGCUACACGCAAACGCCUGAGCAUGCAGGUCCGGUUACACCAGCUGAGGAUGAUCCAGAGGUUUACCAUCACUACUACCCUUUUGCCCAUGGCUUAUCUCACCCUGUGUGGAUGCCUCCUCUGGGCGAGCCUCAGAUGCCUCAGCUCCAGACUAUCCCGAGCUUUCAAGACCCCCUUCACCCUCCACACACCGUCCACACUCAACACAGAGACAGAAGACCUGUGCCGCCCCCACCACCUCCCAGCGCAACCGGUACUGUUGGCGCUGACGUCCCUCCUGCUUCAGAGUAUUAUGAAGCAGAAAGGAGGCAACAUGGAACAGAAGAGACAUAGAACUGAUACAAAGUCAAGUCAGAUUUACCAGGACCUAAACAAUUACACACCGCAAAAUAAUGCACUCAAUUUAAGUAAUGCAUAGAA